CGUUCACUGCAAAGUGUGUCAAAGUUGUUGUGUUGAGAAAUCAUUCAACAUGGCUGGUGUGUUUGACAACCCCGUGUUCCCCUACUUUGCGUUCUAUGCCACAGUGGUUGUUUUAAAAACCAUGGCAAUGAGUGUUGUCACUUCAUUUCACAGAUUGACCAAAAAGGUAUUUGCAAAUCCUGAGGACACUGCGGGCAUGGGAGUGAAACCAUCGACACAUGAAUCAGUUGAGAGGGUCCGCAGGUGCCAUCUGAAUGACCUUGAGAACGUCAUCCCCUUUGUUCUGAUUGGUCUGCUGUACACAGCAACUGGCCCAAGUCUCGGCUCCGCCCUCCUGCACUUUCGCAUCUUCACAGGUGCCCGGAUCUUACACACCAUCGCCUAUCUGUUACCCUUGCCUCAGCCAUCACGAGUCCUUGGCUUCUUUGUUGGCAUCUUGGUCACAAUGUCCAUGGCUUGGAGCAUCUUGUCUAAUUCUAAAUAUUAGCUCCCCAAUAAACUGUCAUACUGUAGGAUGUAAGGCUUUGUAAAAUGGUGGGAAAUAAUAAAUUGAUUGCUUAAAUGGCCUUUAAAAGAGAACUGUGGAUGAGUACCACAUUGUCCAUGGCUCCAGUUGCAAGGCCUUUGUUCACACAGGAAGAGGACACCAUGGAAUCUACCCUUUCUUUAGCAAGCUUAGAUGAAGAACUUAAUCAUUAUGUGACAUGUUGCAACAAAUAUAAUAGGAAAUGGACUAGUUUGUAACAACCAAAUGAAUUCUUUGAAUGGCACUGCGAAUCGAGACGCAUAAGAGAGAGAAUGUUCAUGGAUGUCAACUUCUGUAUGCUGAGGAACAACAUUUCGGAGGAUAUGCUCUCUGCAUCUCAGCAUACAUUCACCUGAUGGAGUAGGCAUAUAUUCCGGAAGGCUGUGUUCUUCAUAAUGAAGAAAUUGACUUCCAUAAAUAUUCCUCCCUCAAAUGCACAAUGUUUCUCAGACUCUUGCCAGUCAUUUUAUAUUCAGUCUGAGUUUACCUUUCUUUACCAAAACAUUGUGCACCCGUUGUAUAGCAAUACAUACUAUGCAUUUCACAGAGUCUCUAGUGUUUCCCGGGUGGCUGUAACUAGCAUAACAUCCCCUGUGUCCUCUAACCUAUAUAUGUUUCUGCCCUACAAUAUCCCAUCUCCGCUCCCUGAAAACUAAAAACAAAUGAUUCAGGGUUGUGAUUCAACUGCAAAGUACUGCAGCAGGAUACGAAUCGUAUCGCACCCAUAGUAUCGGGAUACAAAUCGUAUUGCACCCAUAGUAUCGGGAUAUGAAUCGUAUCGCACCCAUAGUAUCGGGAUAUGAAUCGUAUCGCACCCAUAGUUUCGGGAUACGAAUAGUAUCGCACCCAUAGUAUCGGGAUAUAAAUCGUAUCGCACCCAUAGUAUCGGGAUAUGAAUCUUAUCGCACCCAUAGUAUCGGGAUACGUAUCGUAUCGUUUCGUAUCGCUGCCCCACCUGAAGUCGGAAUGUGACAUUAGAUGAGUGAGAGACCAAAUAUUUGAGGCAAUAUUCACUGCAUGGCCUGGUGAAGAAUGUAUUGUUGGUAAAAACAAUCGUUUGGCUCCUACUUUGAAAUCAGGGACAGUUCAGUGUUCUGUUGAUAUCUAACAGAAACGUGUAAUUUGUGGCUGUGCCUUCACGGAAGGUUCUCAAGUGUGUUGUACUAUCACUUUAAUGAUUUUGUAUUUAUUAGAUGAUGUUGGAGAUGUAAAUUUUGUUGGCUAUAUUAAAAGUUUGAACAGAA
This is a messenger RNA of Haliotis rufescens (red abalone), 1770 nucleotides long. RefSeq names its product microsomal glutathione S-transferase 1-like. Gene Ontology annotation, cellular component: membrane. The transcript has 3 exons. The record is from RefSeq and is a predicted model, not a curated record. NCBI's taxonomy places the organism in Eukaryota, Metazoa, Mollusca, Gastropoda, Lepetellida, Haliotidae. Bases 50 to 487 code for a protein of 145 amino acids.